This is a messenger RNA of Clonostachys rhizophaga, 1479 nucleotides long. The record is from the annotation of a GenBank genome assembly. Lineage: Eukaryota; Fungi; Ascomycota; Sordariomycetes; Hypocreales; Bionectriaceae.
AUGUGGUCACUGAAUAUACCAUAUUACGUUAAAGUCGGCGUAGUAGCGUCCCUUAUUGCGAUGCUCUUCGGAUUUGACACUGGCAUGAUCGGCCCGGUCACAACUAUGCCGGCCUUCUCGUCCAGCUUCGGCACCUUCAGCGCGACAGUCCACGGUGUCAUCGUCUCCUCUGUUCUCAUCCCCGGUGCAAUAACAUCCCUCGCCGCUGGACCACUAGCCCAUAGUUUUGGGCAUGUCAAGAUCAUUGCCAUUGGCUCGUUGAUCUAUGGUGUCGGUUCCGCCAUUGAGUGCGGCACACCGAGCCUAGGAGGCUUCAUCUUCGGUCGUCUUAUAAAAGGUGUAGGUAUCGGUCUUUUCUUGAGCAAUGUAUGGGUCCAGAUCUCCGAGACAUCUCCCUACCACACUCGAGGCAUUAUGAAUGCUUUGCCGCUGUUUUUUGUAGGCUUGGGAAUUGUGCUGGGAUUCUUCACCUGCUACGGGACGGCUCGUCUAGGCAAAUCUCCCGCAGCCUGGAGGAUUCCACCUGCCCUUGGAUGUGGACUCGGAGUCUUGCUAUCCGUGUCAUAUUGGAUACUUCCACCUUCACCACGCUGGCUAUUGUCCAAGGGUCGGAUUCAAGAGGCUCGCUUGAUUGCCAAUAAACUUGGCCUUGACGAGAAGGAACAGGAAGGGAUGUUUUCGCAGUUCGAGACUCCAACUGCCCAACCGGAAACGACCAACUCCUUUUUCCUCCAAGUCGUGCAUCAUACACAGCAAGAGUUCAAACAGGCAUUCCAGGCCCAUUUUCGAGGAAGAACUCUGUUCGGAUGCUUUCUCAUGGCUUUGCAACAGCUGUCUGGAAUUGACGGCGUUUUAUACUACGCCCCUACCCUCUUCGCACAAGCUGGACUACGUGGUGAGAGAGCAUCUUUUUUAGCAUCCGGCUGCUCUGCUCUGGUGAUUCUCAUUGUCUCAAUCCCGGCUGCCAUCUUCGCAGAUCACUGGGGCAGGAGAACUGCAAGUAUCCUCGGUGGCGUACUCAUCUCGAUACUUAUGAUCCUCAUGGGUUCACUGUAUGCCGCCAAGUCGGUGCAUGAGGACUCAGGCCCAGGAAGAUGGAUAGUAAUCGUGUCCAUCUACCUAUUUGCAGGCGUUUACAACGCAACAUGGGCUGUCUGUUUGCGUUCUUCUCUAGUGGAGAGUCUACCGAAGGAAACUCGCAGUAGUGCGUCGAGUCUCGCACAGAGCUGCAACUGGAUUUCAAACUACAUAGUUGCACUUGUGACGCCGAUUCUUCUAUCAAAAUCUUCGUACGGUGCUUAUUUUCUGUAUGCGGCUUUCACACUUGCAGGCACAAUCGUUAUUGCAAUAGGCAUGACAGAGACACAAGGCCACAGCUUAGAGGACAUCGAAAAGCGAUACAACGAAUCUCGCCAGGAGGUAGAAGCAACCAUGGUCGCAGACGAAGGCGGAAGAGGAACGGGGAAGAAUGACGGAUGA